UCUCUCUGUAGUGUUCAUGUUUUGCCCUUACCCUUUUAAGCAUGAAGAUCAUAGGUAUUGAUACUCCCCAUAACUUUGUUGAUUUGUGUUGUGGGGCAUUAGGAUUUGUGGAUGCCCGGGUGCAUGAAGUGUGAAGUACUUCAAGUACAAUGUCACAAAAGUGGCUAUUGCUGUAGAGCAAUCAACAACUAGCUGAUUGUUUUUACUGAGUCUAUCCAUGCUUUUGUCCUGUCCGGGCUAUGAUUUUAUAGCUUUUGCUCGAAAAAAAGGUGGAGGUCUUCCUAAAUUGUUUACCUUGUGUUAAGAGUGAAUGCAUCACUCUUUCAUGGCGCUUUCACUCACUAAAUUUGAAGGGUCUUGAUAACAAGCUAACUGGAAGUAGAAACGAAUAACACCUUUCAAGACUUCUUCAAAAUGAAUGAAUGACGCAUUUCAGUUAAAUCGCUUCCUUCAAAUUGACAUUUUAAACUUUCAACCAAAUUAAAAAAUGCUUAACAAGUGCCUAAGGGGCACACUUUGACAUUUUCCAAUUUUGAAUGCAUCACUUUUUCAUGGUACUUUCACUGACUGAAAUUAAACUUCCUGGUGAAAGAAUCCCUAGGACAGUAGCUGGGUGAAGUCUAAGCUUGGAUUAAGUUAGCCCCAAAAAAUACUCCUGGAACACUGGAAAAACAACAACAUUGUACCGAUCCGUCCCAUGUGUCUUAUUUUUGUUCAUAGCCCAAAGAACUCCUUGACCUCUUGUUUAUUGCUUUAACGUGCACAAGUUUAUGUUUAUGACUGAAAUCAUGGAUUUUCAUUUGCGAUGGGUUAAUUUUUAAGAAGUAAUGGUAAUUUGUCAAAGGUGUUAGUAAACUACACCAAAAAAAAAAAAAAAAAUACGAGUUUCAUAUACAUCAAAUAUGGAACUUCCCUGUUGAAUUCAAACUUCCAUUGCUUUUAUAGUCUCUACUCGCAGGCUACUCCACACUACUAAGUAGACUCAAAUUAUACUGGAGUUCCUUCGACCGCUAGGAUAUGAGUUGUUGAACAGCUUUGGUUGGAAGUUUUUGUUUUGAUGUAAAAGCCCCUGCAGUUCAAUCACUUCUCAGUAUAAUUGUCAUUGUCAAAAUGUUACUUGACAAGUUGCACUCCAUUUGGUUUACUAGGUAUGGACAUUGCACAAUUCUACCUCGAUGGAAACACAGAUGCAGUUGAAUUUUGUCCACAUUAUUCUUACAACCAUGUUCUAGCAGCUGCGACUUACACGCUGCAAGAAGGCGACAAUCCUUCUCGAUCUGGCAGCAUAGUACUCUUCAAUGUCAAUGCUGGUUCAGGCCAACUUGAUUUAUUACACUGUCUGGAAUCCACUGGUAUUUUUGAUAUCAAAUGGAGCCCUGUUGAUGCUAACAUAGGACGUCCCUUGUUGGCACAAGCUGACUCGGAUGGUUAUGUCAAAGUUCAUGGCUUGGAGAGUUCUUCGGAUGGACCGGAAGAAAAAGGUCUUGUGUUGAGAGAGGGCACCAGUGAAAAAAUCAGUUCUUCUAUGUGCCUAUGCCUGGAUUGGAAUCCUUCAGCUACAUCGAUAGCAGUGGGGCUUUCUGAUGGCUCUGCCUCACUAUUAUCUCGCUCUGAGACCAAACUUGAAAUCGAGCAAGAAUGGAAAGCACAUGAUUUCGAGAUGUGGGCGGUUUCCUUUGAUACCCACCAACCCCACUUGUUAUACAUGGGCUCAGAUGAUUGUAAAUUCAGUUGUUGGGAUGUCCGUGAUUGUCCCUCAAAAUUAGUGUUCCGAAAUUCCAAGGAACAUAAAAUGGGUGUUUGCUGCAUCACGAAGAGUAUGUCUGACCCUAAUGUGGUCCUUACUGGUAGCUACGAUGAACACAUUAGAGUUUGGGAUAUAAGAUCAAUCUCAAAACCUGUAAAUCAGAGUUCAAUCUGCUUGGGGGGAGGGGUUUGGAGAAUCAAGCAACAUCCUCAUGUACCCGGUUUAGUCUUGGCAGCUUGUAUGCACAAUGGAUUUGCACUUGUUGAUCUCAGGGGCGAGGAGAUUAAAAUUGUAGAGACGUACAAUAGGCAUGGCUCACUUGCAUAUGGUGCAGAUUGGCAAAAAGGUGGGUCAAUAGAUGGCAAAAGAGAGAAUAUGGUGAUUGCUACUUGUUCCUUUUAUGAUAGACUUGUCCGGAUAUGGACACCGCAGUGUAAUAUAUUUGCAUGACCCCAUACAUUCUUGAGAAUUUGUGAUGACCAGGAUUUGUAAUUUUAGGGGCUUUUGCACUAAAUCCUAAUCUAUUGUAAGAAUGCUUUGAAAUUAAUUUUGGAAGUCCUUGCUGGACAAACUUAAAAGCUGGCAAUGAUACUUGUCUUUCACU
Rhodamnia argentea is the source of this 2351-nucleotide messenger RNA. Its product is annotated as diphthine methyltransferase homolog. The transcript has 3 exons. Gene Ontology annotation, molecular function: protein binding. The coding region runs from base 1151 to 2197 and encodes 348 amino acids. Lineage: Eukaryota; Viridiplantae; Streptophyta; Magnoliopsida; Myrtales; Myrtaceae. The record is from RefSeq and is a predicted model, not a curated record.